Molecule: messenger RNA, 714 nt
Organism: Echinostoma caproni
Lineage: Eukaryota; Metazoa; Platyhelminthes; Trematoda; Plagiorchiida; Echinostomatidae
Source: the annotation of a GenBank genome assembly
AUGUUCUACUCGAGUCCUAGUGGUAUUCGUAUGCGCGCAACGAAAAAAUCCUACGAUACCUAUCUUCAUCUGCGUUCCGAUUGGCACGUGUCCGUAUUUCUCUGCCUAUUAGACAAUUGGUCUUUCUAUGCGACCGGGCAUCAACCGACUCUGGCCGAUAUCCCCUGGGAUGCAGCGUUCGCUAUCCACGUGGGUGAUCAUACAACACACGUGUUACCCGCCCUGUUGGUGCUCACACAUCUGUUCGCUGGUCCGUUACUUGUGGCCACCUCUGUUCCGCUUUGUCUCACCGCUCCACUAAUCUGGUCCAAUCUGUUGGGCUGUUCGGAUUUGAAACGACACUCCCAUCUGUCCGAAUUAAUGUUCCCGAUAUCGGAACACAAUGCUGCACAGUUCACUGCUGCGUUGGAUCGUCUGUGUUGGCGAGUAUUCUACGGUAAAUCCAUUUUGACACUAGGCAGUGUACUCGGUGUGGGCGUGCUUCGUCGUCAUUUGAUGGUAUGGAAAAUUUUCGCUCCUCGACUGAUUUUCUCCAUCGCCAGUCUUCUGGUGACCGGGCUGGCUUUACUACUGGUCCGUUCGACCACUGUGUUCGGUGUUCAUCGAGCGGCUGUUCGAUACUGCACCCGGUCAACCGUAAACAUCACGCCCCAGUUGCGUUCGACCAUGGCCACUGUCUCACAUGGAUCGGAUAGCCGGACAGGUCGCGCAUAA